Messenger RNA from Nothobranchius furzeri (turquoise killifish), 1468 nucleotides. NCBI's taxonomy places the organism in Eukaryota, Metazoa, Chordata, Actinopteri, Cyprinodontiformes, Nothobranchiidae. The record is from RefSeq and is a predicted model, not a curated record.
AUGAGGUCCUUGUUGAGUAACUACUAAAACUUUUACAGUUGUCCUCAUUUAUAUAGAGAAACACAUUUCUUGAACGCUUUCUUUGAUACUUUUGAUUUUUCUCGUUUUUUGUCAUCCGAGAACAGCUAAACUCUUUGGUCCAAUUUUAGAACUACAGCGGUCUUAGGACUACAAAAUGUAUAUGACGACAUCUCUUGCUGCCAUGUUGGCGUUUCAAACCUGUUGGCGGUGAAAGCUGAUGUUGUGCAAUGGCUCCAUUUAAAUUUACUGUCAAGGGGAAAACUUCCACCUUGUGGCCAAUUUUCUGAAGCGGCACUCCAAUCUCAGAUGUGUUGUCAAGCAGGAUUUGCGCAUGUUUCCUGAACGCUACGUUGUGUGUGUGAGCUGUCCAGAAGAUGCCUUAGCACACCAUGGAAACCCGAGCCCGGCCGCGAUGGAGAAGGAGCAAACCAGAUCCAAAUAUUUUUCCAGUGUGGGAGAAACCCAAGAGCUUUUACACAACCCCACAAAAACAAAGAAGGCUGUGCUUCAAAAGAUUACCAAAGAAGCUAGUGUCCAGCAAGAGAAGGAGCAAAUGGACCAGAGAGCCUCUGUCAAAAGCCAAAAACUGGAGCUAAAAGCUGCAGAGUCAGAAUCAAGCCUGGAGGUCACGCCCAGGUCUGAACCGGAGGAGAGAAACCACACAGUGCCUCUCAGCUGUGCCUCAACCGAAUCUGAGGCUGAGAUGAGGUCUGCUCAAGAACCAGAAGCUGAGCAUGAAAUAGUUCCUAAGAGCAACAAGAGGUGCAAGCCAGGUGAUGAUGGGUACGAUGCUAGCUUGCAGCGAACCAAGAGAGUGUGCCAUGGCAGGCCUCCAGCUAGCAAAAGCUCCACGCAAACAUCCAUCCACGACCUUCCUCCCCUUCUGCCACUUCCCUCAGUCCAAGUCAAGACGAAGUCCAAGGCUUUCCCUGCCUUAGAGUGUGAAAAAACCUCACUGGAAGUAGAGCUGCUUACUCCAGGGAAACAAGCCCAGAGGCUCCCCCUCACAAGCAAUAACACAGCACAGACAAUCCAAAACAGGCCGGCCGCAAGUCUGAGGGGCCUAUCUGUCAGGCCCGCAUCCUCAGGCAGCUCUAUUGGUUCCAGAUCCACAGUGGGAGAGGAGGGGAGCGAGAAUGUGCCCAGAACCUCGAGAUUACGACGAAUGAAGAGGUCCUGAAGGGGAGAGAAACACAGCAAAGAUUCCCGACGCCAGCGAUGGAGAUUAUAUUCUGAAAGUUGUUUGUAGUCCAUAUGGUGACUUCUGAUGACUGUACGCGUGCUUUUGAUAACACACACACACACACACACCAAACCCUAACAGUUCUGUCAACUGAUACACGACUGCUCGAGCGUUGCUUUGUUAAAUACUUGAAACAGAAUUCGCCUCCACCCUUAAACGGCGGUGGCCAAGAGAGGCUCGCAAAUAAAAGUCAGAAACCUUUAA